Molecule: messenger RNA, 2022 nt
Organism: Magnusiomyces paraingens
Lineage: Eukaryota; Fungi; Ascomycota; Dipodascomycetes; Dipodascales; Dipodascaceae
Exons: 1
Coding region: 1-2022 (673 amino acids)
Source: RefSeq, a predicted model, not a curated record
AUGUUAUUAAACCCUCCACCUCCUCCAGAAGAUUCCCCUCAAGCUGCCAUCUCGGCUCUUUCAAAACUUGGUCGUGCUCCUUCUCGUUACAGAGGAAAGCGUAGACCAUCUGCUGUUGCUUCAGCUUCUACUUCUACUUCUACUACUGCUGCUUCACAAGAUCAACAACAAGAUAACAACAACUACAACAACAACAACAACAACAACAACAACAACAACAACAACAACAACAACAACAACAACAACAACAACAACAACAACAACAACAACAACAACAACAACAACAACAACAACAACAACAACAACAACAACAACAACAACAACCAUUCAGAACAACUUCACCAUCCCUCUCAACCUGAUCAAGAUACUCCACCUAUUCCUGCCCAUGUAGAACCUAUCUCUCUUGGUUAUCGCAAGGUUUAUCAUAAAGACUCUGUAGCCUCCCAAGAAGCAGUCUAUGGCACCACUAUCUCCCGUGAAACCACCCCUUCAUCUCCACCAAAAUCACGUCCUAAACAUGCCCCAUCCACAGUCUUUAACCCACUCAACCCCUUUCUUGCAAGCCUUCAAAAUGAAGAGUCUCAAGAAAAACUUCACUUAUCCUCCCCUCAUCCUUCUUCUUCUUCUUCUUCUUCUUCAAACCUUGAAGAAAAAAUUGCAAUCUCCAAAAAACACCUUGAGGCCGUAUCUCGCUCGUUACACAUUGCUAAGCCAACCACAGCCCCAACUCUAGACGAAAUCCACGCAUCCCACGCACAAAAAUCAAACUCUCCCAAAGCAACAAUCAAGUUUCAUUGCUCGCUAUUAUCUACUACCAACUUUGUGGAAACCCUAUUACUAGAUCAAACUUUUUCCUCAGUACUCAAAUCCUUGGUCCCAUCCCUCUCUUUGCCCUCCUCAGACCCUGAUGAUUACAUGCUCUGGGAAGUCUGUCCAUCUCUUGGCCUCCGCAGACCUCUUCGCUCUGCUGAACUUCUUCGAUUUGUCUACGAAUCAUGGCCAAGUGUUACAUCAAACUUUCUUCAACUAGAUUCCUCCGAUGCUCGUCUCGAUAUGAGCUCUCUUGCAUUUUUGACUCCACGAAGAGACGUCCUCCAAGCUGGCCCUUCAGGACCCUCCUUCUACGCAAAAAUGCAAUAUAAUGUUGGCCCCAAGUCUUGGAAAAAAUGCUAUCUCUCAGUCACUAACUACGGACUCAUCAUCUCACGUAAAUCAGGUCCUAUUGACCAUGUUGCUGCUAAAGAUAAGCGUGUUAUUUCCCACCUUUGUGAAUUUGACGUUUACGAGGUAAGCGCAGGCGCUAAAGCCCCAGCCCGUUAUACCAUGGCCAUUCGGUCCCAACAACGUGGUGACAUUUUUGUUGAUAAAAAGGAUUCCCUUCAUAUCUUUGCAACAGAUAACGCUCAGGACUAUGCCGUCUUCCGUAACAUUGUCUUUACUCUACGAGCUCAAGCUUGCGACAAAGCUGCCAAGGCGCAGCUUAAAGAAUCUAAGGGGUCUUCAUCCGGAACUUCGACGCCUGCAAGAAUAGACUCUCGAACUCCAAUAACGGUAACAACAACAAAUUCAGACCACAACCCCUUUAGAGAUACAAAUUCUCCCCAAAACUCUCUUUCCCCGUCAUCCACCAUUUCUUCAUCUUCUUCUUCCUCGUCUGCUUCCUUUGACCGUAAACAUCCCCAUGGUCAUGAAACUCUUUUGGACCAGCAACGCAAGCUAACUCAAGCCGCGCUAGCUGCUGCCCCCCUCUAUGUUUCUCACCAUAACCACCCUACCCUUAUUGAUUCCAUUGGCCCCCAGAAUAAUCCAUAUAUCCCAGAAACUACCCAAUCUUUAAAUCGCCAGGAUCAACAGGGCCCAGUCAUGUUCCAGCCAGAUAGUUUGCUGGCCCAAAUGAGCCAUGGAGGCCCCCCACCAAGCGUCGAGGCUGUUGCAGCUGCUAAUGGUGUGUCAAGGCAUAAUACUACAUCCAGGUCUUCGCCCCGAAGCCCAUUUAAACAUACGCUCAGUAGUCGUUCGUGA